AUGGCGAUACAGGCCGCAGGCAGCGACAGCGGCAGCAACGGACCGCCCUAUAGGGCAAGUCGAACCCACCUGCCGGCCGCCGAUGGCUACAGCGGCAGCGACAGCGGCAGCAACGGACCGCCCUAUAGGGCAAGUCGAACCCACCUGCCGGCCGCCGAUGGCUACAGCGGCAGCGACAGCGGCAGCAACGGACCGCCCUAUAGGGCAAGUCGAACCCACCUGCCGGCCGCCGAUGGCUACAGCGACGGCGACAGCGGCAGCGACGACGACCGCUGGCCCGCCGACGCGCUGGAGGCGGCCCUCCAGCGGUUGCUCGAUGGCGGCGCCCCACUCGACCCGGAUUGGGACGACAUGCCGGGGCUUGCCCCACUCGACGCGGAGUGGGACAACCUGCCGGGGCUCGUCCCAAUCGGCGGGGAUGGUGAUGGCCCGCCGGGGCUCGCCCCAAUCGACGCGGAAUGGGCCGACAUGCCGGGGCUUGCCCCACUCGACGCGGAGUGGGACAACCUGCCGGGGCUUGUCCCAAUCCACGAUUGGGACGUCCACUACGACGCCCCACCCGGCAGGCCCCCGACACCGGAGCGCGAGGCCAACCGCCAGGACGAGGACCCCCUCGGUGAGGGAGGGGACCUGCCACUCGCCCCACAACCGCCCGACGACACCCCACAGGACCAGCUACCAGUCCAGCCACCCCCCCACCUCGGCUGGAACUGGGGCUGGCAGAACGUCGGGCGAGGGCGACGCCUGGGCAUGGUGGCUGCACUCCUUCCCCCCGGCAGGGACCGGCAACUCUUUUUAGAGGCCCAGGCGCCGAGAGGGUUCGGCCGAGCAAUUGUCUUCGUGCAUUUGGCUAGACCAUGGCAGCCCAAGGCACCGCUCCAGCGCCCCAGCGCACCGCUCCAGCGCCCCAGCGCACCGCUCCGGCGCCCCAGCACAUCCUCGUCGUCGUCCUGACGCUGGCGCCGCAGCAGGCGCCUCCAUCGCCGCCCACGACCACCGCAGCCGCCCCACCGCAGGGCUGCGUUGACGCCGACACCGCUACAUUUGCCACCCCCCACCACUAGCCGCCGCAUCGACUGGCCGCCGGCGGCAGCGACAGACCGCCCUAUAGGGCAAGUCGAGCCCACCUGCCGGCCGCUGAUGGCUACAG
Priapulus caudatus is the source of this 1150-nucleotide messenger RNA. RefSeq lists its product as uncharacterized. The coding region runs from base 1 to 954 and encodes 317 amino acids. NCBI's taxonomy places the organism in Eukaryota, Metazoa, Priapulida, Priapulimorpha, Priapulimorphida, Priapulidae. The transcript is spliced from 2 exons. The record is from RefSeq and is a predicted model, not a curated record.